UGGUACAUAUGGAAACAUUCUCUGAUGGCGCAUAAAUGCGAGGAAUGCGAUUCACAAAGGUACUCGUCGGGCUUAGCCUAUCCGUGCAACAGGUGUGGCAAGAUAUACAAAUGGAGAGAAUCUUUGAGUCUGCAUAAACGAAUGGAGUGCGGUAUCGAGCCACGCUUUGCCUGCAAUAUCUGCGGCAGAAAGUUUAAACAUAAGCACCACCUCAUGAAACACCACAACUCAAUUCACAAAUAUAAUCAGUAA
Messenger RNA from Atta colombica, 252 nucleotides. Its product is annotated as zinc finger protein 578-like. The coding region runs from base 25 to 252 and encodes 75 amino acids. The transcript has 2 exons. The record is from RefSeq and is a predicted model, not a curated record. NCBI's taxonomy places the organism in Eukaryota, Metazoa, Arthropoda, Insecta, Hymenoptera, Formicidae.